AUGCACAUCCUCGUGAUCAACGACGACGGCCCGCCGUCCCCAAAGACCUCGCCCUACGUCCACAGCCUAGUCCGCGCACUGCAACAGGCUGGCCACACCGUCUCCGUCUGCCUACCGCACACACAGCGCUCCUGGAUCGGCAAGGCACACAUGAUCGGGCAGACCGUGAAGCCGCUAUACUACCGGGCCCCAGAGACGUUCGACCCCCGCGAGAAGACCGCGCCAGCAACACAGGGCACGACGCACGCGCGGCCGAGCCGGGGCAAGGACGUGCAGGAGGAAUGGAUCCUCGUCGACGGCACGCCCGCGAGCUGCGCGCAGAUCGGCCUGCACCACUUCUUCAACAACCGGGGCCCCGUCGACCUCGUGGUAUCGGGCCCGAACUACGGGCGCAACACGACGGCGCUGUUCGCGCUGAGCUCGGGCACACUGGGCGGCGCGCUCGAGGCCGCCGUCUGCCGCACCAAGGCCGUCGCGCUCAGCUGGGCAUUUUUUAGAACUGGGACCCCGGACGCGGCGGCCGCCAGCGCGGACUGGCAUGAUCCGGAGGUGAUCGCGGCGGCGACGAGGCGCAGCGUCAAGGUUGUCGAGAAGCUCUAUGCGCAGUGGCCUGCGGACGGCAGCGUGGAUCUGUACUCGGUCAAUGUGCCCCUGACCCGGAGUCUGGAGGACCGCGCGCCUAUCUUGACGCCUAUGCUGCAGAACUACUGGGCUGGGGGCGGUGGUGCCUGCUUCCAGGAGGUCGAGGGCAGUGUGGGCGAUGAGGAAGAGGAGGAGGAGCGGAUACGGGAGGGCGAGGGUGAGGGUGAGGCUGCGGCAGAUGGUAAAGCGGAUGGAGGCGUGGAGAAGGACGGUGAAAAGGGGUAUACACAUCGGCAUUUCAGGUGGAAGCCGCGGUUCGAGGAUGUCUAUCAGAGCGUGAGGGAUGCGGCUCCCGGGAACGAUGGCUGGGCAGUCGAUCGGGGUCUCACCAGGGAUAAUCACAAAUCUGAAGAACUUCCAUCAGCCACGACCAUGAUUAAAGAAUCGACGCUGGCUCAUCGGCCAGAGAACCACUUCUACGCCUUGAUUGCCUACGAGGACGCCUACGUCCAACCUCUCAUCCUAGACGCGCUAGAACAGCUGUUCCCGCCCGAAUCGUACACGCUGCUUUCACUACCAACAUCACAGCAACAGCAGCAAGUACAACACAAUGGAUCAGGUUCAGCCCCUGAUGCAGACGAGGGCGUGAUAUCCCUCCCCGACCUCCUCCCCGACCCUGACGCCCGCGUCCUGCAACUCACGCCCUACGAGGCCAUCGACUGGGACUAUGCUGCCGCGCACCCGCGCACUUGUCUUGUCAACAGCUACAUGUUGCGCAAGGCGCUGAUCCGGAAGCACUACCUGGCGGCGACGGUCGAGCACUGGGCGGCCAAGCGGCCCACGUCCGUGCUGGCGUCCCACGUCGGCCGCAGCGAGGCGUUCGAGCUUGAUUAUGCGGAGUUUCUGGAUGAUGCGCUGGUGGAGGCUUUUGAUCUUAGGGCUAGUUUGGGGCGGAAUGAGGGUUUGUAUGGGGAGGGGGAGGAGGAUAAUGGUGACGGGGGUGAGAGUGCGAGGGAGUGGUGGAUCCUCAAGCCCAGCAUGAGCGACCGCGGGCAGGGCAUCCGGCUCUUCAGCACCAUGGCGGAGCUGCAGGCUAUCUUUGACGAGUGGGAGGCCGAGAGGCCGGAUAGCGAGGACGAGGACGAGGAUGAAGGAGACGACGACGACGACGACGAAGAUGGGAACACUGGUACCGCGGGCAGUAGUAGUCGAGAUCAACAACAAGAGGCAGACGACUACAUCACGACCUCGCACCUGCGCCACUUCGUCGCCCAGCCCUACAUCCACCCGCCGCUCCUCCUGCCCGGCUGCGGCAACCGCAAGUUCCACAUCCGCACCUACGUCGCGUGCGUCGGCGCGCUCGACGUCUAUGUGUACCGGCAGAUGCUGGCGCUGUUUGCCGCGAAGCCUUAUGUGGCGCCUCGCUCUGCUCCCUGCCAGUCUCCCUCUCACUCUCACCCCAACGGCCCUGACACCAACUCCUCCUCCUCCUCCGCCCUGGACCUCGAAGCCCACCUCACCAACACCUGCCUCCAGCGCAGCGUCGCGGACGGCACCGUGCAGUCCUUCUGGCAGCUGCCCGCCUCCUCCCUCCCUACCUCUUCCAAACAGAAAAUCUUCGCGCAGAUCAGCGAGAUUGCGGGUCAAGUCUUCGAGGCCGCGGCCAGGGGCAUGAUGAUGCACUUCCGCCCGCAGGGCAACGCGUUUGAGGUCUUUGGCGUGGAUUUUCUGGUCGAUGCGGAUGAAAAGGUCUGGUUGCUGGAGGUUAAUGCGUUUCCGGAUUUCCGCCAGACGGGGGACGAGCUGACGGGUUUGGUUGGGGGGCUUUGGAGGGGGGUGUUGGGGAGGGCUGUUGGGGGCUUCUUCGGGGUUGGGGAGAGUGGAAAGGGGGAGGAGGAGGAUGAUGGGUUGGUGCUGGUUCGAAGGGUGGAAUUGGGGCGGUAG
This is a messenger RNA of Anthostomella pinea, 2526 nucleotides long. The record is from the annotation of a GenBank genome assembly. Lineage: Eukaryota; Fungi; Ascomycota; Sordariomycetes; Xylariales; Xylariaceae.